Messenger RNA from Pyricularia oryzae 70-15, 1652 nucleotides. Its product is annotated as F-box domain-containing protein. The transcript is spliced from 2 exons. The record is from RefSeq and is a predicted model, not a curated record. NCBI's taxonomy places the organism in Eukaryota, Fungi, Ascomycota, Sordariomycetes, Magnaporthales, Pyriculariaceae. The coding region runs from base 107 to 1525 and encodes 472 amino acids.
GUGCAUUCUCAAGCUCAAAUUUCUUUUAUAAUGCGGGAACUUUCGCCUCAAUCAUGACAAGUCUCAGCAAAGACUUUGUCGCAAAUCGAAUCAAAUAAAACGCACCAUGGCCUCAUUGAGCACCCUCGCAGGUGAAAUCCUGUCAACAAUCGCGGCCAACUUGGAUCCUUGGACCCCCGGUUUCAGCUACGCGGAAGAUGAGCAUUCCGAGUGGAACGCAGACCUCAAAAGCCUCGACGAUCUGCGCAAUCUGCGCUUGACGUGCAGGGCGCUCCACGACGCCGCGACGCGGCAGCUCUUCCGCAUCGUGCGCCUGCGGCCCAGCGACGAGUCGGCCGACAAGUGGGGCAACAUGGCCGACUCGCCGACGCUGCGGGCCCACGCCCGGGAGGCCAUCAUCGACACGGUCAUGAGCGAGGAGAUCGACGAGCAGGAGCUCUGGAAGCAGCCAGAGUCGUGGACCGCCGCCCUGGGCCGCCUGGGCGAGUUCCCCGGCGUCGACGCGGUGGCGCUGCGCUUCUCGUCGCUGUGCGGCGCCGAGACGGGGGAUUUUUUCGAAAAGGACGUGCCCGAGACGCAGAGCGGCCGCAGCGACACCCUGGACGCGGUGUUUGGCGCGCUGGCCCGCGUCAACGAGCUGCCCGGCCGGGGCAUCCGGGCCCUCAGCGUCAAGAACCUGCAAAACAUUGUGCAUGAGGGCGCCGACGGUCAGGACUUCAAGUCGGUCGUGUCGGGUCUCAAGGAGCUGCACGUCGCCGUCUGCACCGAGUCGGACGACGCCGCCCCCGAGAACAGCAUCACGAUGCCCGAGGUCAAGUCCUUCUGGGCCCCUGGCGGGUUCGUCGACAAGUGGCUCAAGCCGGCGGCGCAGGGCCUGACCAGCCUGACGCUGUACUGCGACGACUACUUUGGCCUCCUUCCCGAGUUUGACACCUCCGACAUCAGCUUCCCCAACCUGCGGGCGCUGUCGCUGGGCAACUUCAACUUUGCCUAUGAUUGGCAGGUCGACUGGAUCGCGUCUCACAAGGCGUUGCGUACGCUGUGGCUCGACGACUGCCCCAUAGCGCACUACUUUAACGUCCUCGACUACGGCCUGGAGGAAUUCCGCACAGGAGAGCUCACAAAGCUACCGCAGACCUCUGAAGAAGAAUUGGGAUACGUCAGUUCACUGAGGUGGUCGGCCGUGUUUGACAAGUUUCGCGAGGCCUUGCCGGAGCUGGAGGACGUCCGACUGGCGCAUGGCGCCUGGGAAGGGUCCCAAGCCUUUGAGCGGCGCCACAGCCUGCCCCUCGGUCUCCUCAGGAAGCGGUACAUGGGCUUCAACGGCAGCAUUGGCCCCUCUCAGUGGGUCGAAUGCCGAGAGCGUUCCAAGGUCGAGCCCGACGGCACUGUCAAAGAGUAUCUCUGCUACACUGGUUUCUCUGGGGGGGAUGUCCUCCCGCCCAAUAUGGAGGAUCCAGCUGUGGAGGAGGCCGACAUCAAGGCAUAUGCUAGAUUGAUGGCUGGCCUGUCACUGGAGUCGUGAGCUUCUAGCCACGGCUCGGGUGGGUUCGAACGUAUCUACGUUGGUGUUUGUUCUAUUGCAGUCAGUUCUCUUGUGUCCAGCGUUUACAUCUCAAAAUCAUCAAAAAGACCCUAAGCUUUACAUAAGA